Molecule: messenger RNA, 3130 nt
Organism: Leguminivora glycinivorella
Lineage: Eukaryota; Metazoa; Arthropoda; Insecta; Lepidoptera; Tortricidae
Gene: Cyp18a1
Product: cytochrome P450 18a1
Exons: 6
Coding region: 443-2065 (540 amino acids)
Biological process (GO): xenobiotic metabolic process
Cellular component (GO): intracellular membrane-bounded organelle; cytoplasm
Molecular function (GO): heme binding; oxidoreductase activity, acting on paired donors, with incorporation or reduction of molecular oxygen, reduced flavin or flavoprotein as one donor, and incorporation of one atom of oxygen; iron ion binding
Source: RefSeq, a predicted model, not a curated record
UUCGUUUCUCUUGUUGCAUUUUAUUUUUAUAUAAACAUUAAUCAUUGGAUUAAUCAUCUCCUAAUAAACAAAUAUUUUAUAUAUAUCCGUUGCAUGUGUACCUAGUAUGGCGAACCCGCCAAAAACUUGUUAAAAUGAAAGCGCUUGAUGAUGUUGCUGGUGCUACAAGCAGCUUGGCACUAAGCGCCGAGCGCUGGCAGAGAGAGGUGCGCUGGUGGGACGAUCCUGCCAAGCACGUACCACCCCGCGCGUACCUAUUUAUUGGCAAGGCCACGCCAGCGGCGCGCCAGUGCGCAGACGACGGUCGGACGCGCUGUAUCUGCUACUACUGUGACCACCGCGCAGCCGCAUACACGUCCGCGCAUAAAUAUUAUGAUCGACUGAUAUAAACGGACAUUUCAGUUCAGUUCCUUUUAUUUGUUUAUUUAAAAAAAGGUUCACAAUGAUUUCGAUACUAUCAAAUUCUAAACUUUUGUGGGGACUAUGUCAAGUGGUGAACUACUGUGUGGCGCCUACGUCGCUGCCGCUGCUUCUGGCGGCGUGCGCGGCUCUGCUGGCGGCUCGGGUGGCGCAGCUGGUGCGCGAGGCGCGCAAGCUGCCGCCGGGUCCGUGGGGCCCGCCGGUCGUCGGCUACCUGCCGUUCCUGGGCGUGCGGCACAAGACCUUCCUCGAGCUCGCGCGCAGCUACGGCGCGCUGUUCUCUGCGCGUCUGGGCAACCAGCUCACAGUCGUGCUUAGUGACUACCGGCUCAUCAGAGAAGCUUUUCGCCGCGAAGAAUUCACCGGGCGCCCCAGCACGCCUUUGAUGCAUACAUUGGAUGGCCUUGGUAUCAUCAAUAGCGAGGGCCGCCUCUGGAAAAGUCAGCGCCGUUUCCUCCAUGAAAAACUACGCGAGUUCGGAAUGACCUACAUGGGAAACGGCAAAAAAAUCAUGGAAGCCAGAAUUAAGAACGAAGUGCAUGACCUGAUAACCAAUCUGCGUAAUUCAGAGUGCACACCAAUUGAUCCUAAUCCGCUCUUGGCUCUCGGGGUAUCCAACGUAAUCUGCGGCAUAACAAUGUCUGUCCGCUUCAGCCACGGCGACACACGUUUCACCAGACUGAACCAUUUAAUUGAAGAAGGGAUGCGACUAUUCGGAGAAAUCCACUACGGCGAAUACAUCCCCCUUUACAAUUAUUUACCCGGUAAAGCUCAAGCUCAAGUAAAAGUUAUGCAAAACCGCGACGAGAUGUUUGCAUUUUAUCAAACAUUAAUUGAUGAACAUCGAGCUACGUUGGACAUUAACAACGCCCGAGAUCUCAUCGAUGUUUACCUGAUCGAGAUCGAGAAAGCCAAGCUUGAAGGAAGAGCCGGAGAAUUGUUCGAAGGACGAGAUCACGAAUUACAACUAAAACAAAUCCUGGGAGAUUUAUUUUCUGCGGGCAUGGAGACAAUUAAAUCAUCUCUGUUAUGGAUGCUCGUGUUCAUGCUCAGAAAUCCAGAAGUCAAGAGACGAGUACAAGAAGAGCUCGACACCGUGGUUGGUCGGGAAAGACUGCCCACCAUCGAAGACAUGCCAAAUUUGUCAUAUACUGAAACCACCAUCUUGGAGACUUUGAGAAUGUCGAGCAUUGUUCCUCUUGCCACGACUCAUUCACCAACAAAGGAUGUUCACCUGAACGGCUACAAAAUUCCGGCUGGAUCUCAAGUAGUACCCCUCAUCAACUGUGUGCACAUGGACCCCAACCUUUGGGACGAGCCCGAAAAGUUCAACCCAGGCAGGUUUCUCGACGAGGACGGAAAGAUCAGACGCCCGGAAUAUUUCAUGCCCUUCGGCGUGGGACGGCGGAUGUGUCUUGGAGACGUCCUCGCGCGCAUGGAGAUGUUCAUGUUCUUCGCGUGCGUGAUGCACCAGUUUGACGUGCAACUCGCGGAGGGUGCAGACUCUCCGUCACUAGAAGGCACGGUGGGUGCUACGAUCGCUCCGCAAGCGUUCCGCCUGCGGUUCAUUCCGCGUUCGCCGCCCGCGCCGCUGGUACCGGUUGUGCCCGACCACCCGCAUCUGCGUCACGUCGGUGCGCACUAAACCCCGAUAAGUACUUACCAUACCAGAAAUUUACCAACGAUUUGACAACCUCAUUGACUAUAGCCAACAGUGAUCAUGACAUUAUAAUUGAUAGCCAGUACAAUAUGGAAUUUUCGUCACAUAAAAUCAUUUUCAUUUCAUAUUUAUUUACAUGUUUGUGUAUCAAAAACAAUUCAGAAAGUGAAUUUCAAUUGUAUCUUUAUUCAAUUAGGUAUUUUCAGUUAGGAAGUAAUCACGACAAGUUUGAAUAACAAUUUCAUUGGUACUUUUUUGGAAUGGAAUUAUAAAUCAGGAUGUAAUCGACACGGCGUUCCUGCCACUUUACCCACCAGUAUUCACUGAUCACUCGUUUUAGAGCGCAUCGACGACCAUUUAUUUAAGUUAUAAUUAUAAAAUAAGUAACGACGUUGCUCAAGCGACAGUCGAGGCUGUGCAUAAAGUGUUCAAUUUAGUAGAUAACAAAAGUAUAGACAUACUGAAAACUCCCAUCGUUGAGAUUAUUAAAUGUUUUUCGUAUAUGUAAACAGUAUUAAAAAACAUGAUUUCUUGAGUGACCUGUCAGGUCUUUGAAAUUUACACAAUACGAAGUACAUUUGUAAAAUUUGUUCAAUGUAAACACUAAUUAAGUUCUAGUAUACCAAAAUUGUAUAUUCAUUCUAGGUCAUUAUUUAUUAAGAUCACUUAGAAGAGUGCCUGUUGAGUGUGAUCUCAUGUUUGUUGUAUUGAAUAUCAUUGUUUCGAUAGGUUUUGCAAGUGUUCAUCUGUAACUUUUCUAGUUAACACGAUAUUAUAUUGUACCUUUCAAGAUAACAUUCCAUCAUAGUUUAGGUUCAACCAGUAACUAGUCUAUAUAAUAGUAAAUAGUUAAGUGAUCUUUAAUUAUCAGUUGGAAGUAGAUGAUUUCAACUUUGUGCAACCUGGUUGCUCUGUACUGAACUUAUAUUUAUACUUUCAGCUCACCGCUAAAUAGUAUAUUACCAAUACUUUCGCCUUGUAAAUAUAAAGGUAGCUAUUAAACAGAGAAUACAAAUGUGUAUUACAGAAAUAAAUAAUGAAAAGAGAAAU